Messenger RNA from Zymoseptoria tritici IPO323, 2385 nucleotides. RefSeq lists its product as uncharacterized. Bases 1 to 2385 code for a protein of 794 amino acids. NCBI's taxonomy places the organism in Eukaryota, Fungi, Ascomycota, Dothideomycetes, Mycosphaerellales, Mycosphaerellaceae. The transcript has 4 exons. The record is from RefSeq and is a predicted model, not a curated record.
AUGCCACCGAACUACGGCGAAGCGGAGUAUGCAUUCCAUCGACUGCAAAAAGAGGUCGGGUCUUCGUGGACUCUUCAUAUCGUAGAUGAACGCCGUCAGAAGCAAGUGAAGCUACACCGUGCAAAGCUGCUGAAGUCUCUGCACUACGAGCAGAUGAACUCCAGACUUGAGAAUAUCAGAGACGCUCAGAGGAAGACAUGCGAAUGGCUGCUGGGACAUUCUUCCUUCACAGCCUGGACUCAGGCUCAUACGCAAUCGGAUCGGCAAUUUUUGCUCUGGCUUAGUGGGAAGCCAGGAGCAGGUAAGUCUACGUUGAUCAAAUACGCUUACGCUCAUGCGAAGAGAGCCGAGGCGGAGAACGAAAUCUUGGUAGCGUUCUUCUUCCAUGCUCGAGGCACUGAGCUGGAAAAGAGCGUCGUUGGGAUGUAUCGCGCUGUGCUGCACCAGAUUUUCGAAGCAGCUCCCGAUCUCCAACACCUUCUGGACAAUAUGGUUGAGCGCACGGAACUCACAUGGCCACUUGACCGGCUGCAACGCCUCUUGUGGGCUCUUGUAGAUAGCCUCGGAAGUCGACGUCUGAGAUGCUUUGUCGACGCACUAGACGAAUGCGACGAAGAAUCCAUCCGAGAUAUGGUGAACUUCUUGGACGAGCUUGCCCAAGAAUCAGAACGACUUUACAUUUGCUUUGCCAGUCGCCAUUACCCAACCAUCAGCAUCCGUGGCCGGCGCAAGAUGAUUCUGGAGGAUGCGACGGGGCAUGGCAGGGACUUGGAAAUGUACGUUCAGAGACGGCUCGAGGUUGGCGACGGACAGCCAGCGGACAAUAUCCGUAGGCAGCUGUUGAAAAAGGCGAACGGCGUCUUCAUGUGGGUCGUUCUGGUUGUCAAGAUCCUCAAUAAAGAAUAUUCUGGAGGUCGAAUCUUCGCGUGGGUACUCUACGCCGCGCGACCACUGCGUGUUGAAGAGUAUUACUUCGCAAUCAUCAAUGGUCUUCGAAUGGAGGAUCGAGAGGCCGAGAGUCUUGGACCCUGCGAACCGGGCGAAGUCACGAUCGAUGAUAUGAAGCGCUUCGUAACCAGUUCUUCCAAAGGCCUUGUUGAGACUGCAGGAUCAGAGCCAGAAACUGUCCAGUUCAUCCACGAAUCAGUCCGCGACUUCUUAUGCAAGUUUGGGAGUCUGGGCGAUCUUUGGCCUGAGGCUGGCGAUCAGUUGGCGAAAUCCUCAGGGCAUGAUCGACUCAAAGAUUGCUGUCACAAGUAUCUGAUUACAAGCUACCAAUAUCCUUGGUUCCGACAAUGGCCUAACAGAACGAACGAGGCUGAGCUCUUGCGGUCACAGUUCCCGUUCCUCGAAUAUGCGACCCAAUGCAUCCUGCUUCACGCCGAUAAAGCCGCAGUGACAAUCGAACAGCGGACAUUUUUAAGCAAACUUGCGCUCAGUGAUUGGAUCCACGCUUCAGACGCAGUGAAGCGAGAUGGCGGCUUGCGCCACGGCGAAAAUGCGUCUCUGCUUUCCUAUCGCGCGCAGCGAAAUCUGGAUCAUCUACUCACAGACAUCAAUCAUACAGACCCAUGGCAGCAUUUUCCACAAGAAAGAUACCAGUAUGCUCCGUUGGUCGCCUUUGCGUACGGAUGUCGAGAAGCCCUGCAAGCUCUGAUGCCAGAUGUGGAAGCUCAAGUCAUGAGGAUAUGUCGACAAGCCCGAACUUCGGCAGAGCAGGCUGGAAAUGCGACGUCCCUACUACGAAGCCUCGAAGAUUCUGCGGAUUUCCUCCUGAUGGCCUGGGACAACGGACCGACACAUGUCUUCCACAGAAUUUGCGCGAAGAUACUCGAUGCUGCGGGCGACUAUCUUUCAGCACUCGCCAUCGUUUUGCUCUUCGCAGCGGCGAGAUGUCAUAUGCCCGAUGCAAUCCCCAUCCUCUUCGAGCAGCAUCGAUUCGAACGGCGCGCUCACGACAGCCGCUGGAGCUCUCGACUGCAAGAAGUACAAGUAUUAUGGUCAUGGAUUUGUGCACCUUUGCUCAAGACGUCGUUCUCGUAUCUGCUCGUCCGCUGCGAUCUUUCUGCUCAACCUCAGCGGACGGCCUCUCUGCGGCAGUUCAAGCGACCAGCCGCCUUUGAACACGCCUCAUGGACAGUCACGGAGCUGACUCUGGGUCUCUGUACAGCCGCAGCGGGGAAGAAUGCGGGGUUGAAGGCGGCGGGGAAGAUGCAGGAUGGGGUGAUGGCGGUUCGAGGAGGAAGCGGCAGCGUCGGUUCACGGCCUCUGAGCGAGCACGACAUCGGGUCAUUGAGAAGGAACGGCGUGAGGCUUUUGGUGCUCAUCUUCUGGUACGCUGACCAGCGUCAACGUGCUCUCCACAGCCCAUUACACGAUUGCUGA